Molecule: messenger RNA, 1419 nt
Organism: Malassezia restricta
Lineage: Eukaryota; Fungi; Basidiomycota; Malasseziomycetes; Malasseziales; Malasseziaceae
Product: zinc finger protein
Exons: 1
Coding region: 1-1419 (472 amino acids)
Biological process (GO): regulation of transcription by RNA polymerase II
Molecular function (GO): RNA polymerase II cis-regulatory region sequence-specific DNA binding; DNA-binding transcription factor activity, RNA polymerase II-specific
Source: RefSeq, a predicted model, not a curated record
AUGGGAAAGCUGAAAAUGGGUAACUCGGUUGUGACGAGCGAGCCUAGAAGCUCGAGAAACGGAUCUUCUGGUCCUGCUCUCUUCCAAUGCCAGGGAUUCGGUGAUUGCCGAAUGGUUUUUACACGAAGUGAACACCUUGCUCGUCAUAUCCGGAAGCACACUGGUGAGCGACCAUUCCAAUGUCACUGUCUAAAAAACUUUUCUCGUCUUGACAAUCUCCGUCAGCAUUGUCAAACUGUGCAUGAAGAUAAGCCAGAGUUGAAUGAGAAAUUGUUGCAAAAACUAGCAUCUGUACAUUCCAAUAUGUCUUCUGCAAAUAAGGUUUCGAGUGUGAAUGGGAAAGUCGACAUGAAAGAUCACCAAAAGAAGCGCAAGGCCGACUCGGAGCCUUUUAAUCUGAAUGGCAUCGAAUCUAAAAGAAUGGCUCACAUGGCUGACCUUCCUCUGAUUGACUCGAAAUCAUCAGCGAAGAGCAAUCAAGUAACUCAAACGCGGCCAUCAAAUGAUAUUAAAACCAAUUUGAGCUCCGCUUUUGCGAACGGAACAGAUUAUAUGAUACCCACGCUGGCUCGUCAACCGCCUCCUGCGACAAAUCAAGCAGGCAGUUGUACACCUGUAUCUGGUCGUAUUUCACCGCCGUAUUUUUUUGCCAACUAUAUUCGACCUAAUAGUAUUUCCGAAGCCCCACGUUAUCCUGGAUCGUAUUGGCCGGCAUCAUUCAGUUUCACACGACCACCAAUUUCGAAGAAUUCGCGGACAUAUCUUCAACCUUUGUCCAGCAUGGCGUCAGGUGCGUCUCUGCAAUAUUCGCCUUUUCAUGAUACUCCUGCACCACCUUCAAUUCGAAGUGGUCUGAAUAAUGGUAUGGCUCUUAAUAAGCAUGCAUUGAGAGCGCCAUCGCAAAAUGAUCGAGAGAAGUUAAUGCCAUUACCAAGCAUGUUGGAUCGGUAUUCCAAGGAAAGGUCUCAGAUUACAUCAAGUUCUGCCUUAGAAUCAAAUCCGACAAGUUUGAAGCAUUGGUCGCUUGCCUCGACGAAACAAGGUCAGAAGUCGAGUAGCAUACUAACUCCCGUUCAUUACUCAAAACUCAAAAGAUCCUCCCUCGAACCGCGGCAUUCAAACGCGCCUUAUACUGCUCCUAUUUUGGAUUCUGAUCGUUCGCGUUUGUAUGCGCCAUAUUUAUUAUCCCGACAAGAUGUACCCGCCCCAAAAACGAUACCCGAGCGAUAUCCUUUUAUAAACAAGUAUCAUUCUACACGCUAUCGUCUUCCGACACAGUCUGCAUGUCAGAGGCUACCUCGUAAUCUAACUUCUAAUGAAACACUGAGUACUUCGCUUCCUGUAUCAUCGGGUACGCGAUUUACACCUUGGUCUACUGUCAAAGCACAAAACGCGCAAAACACUUUUGCAAUUCCAUAG